This is a messenger RNA of Opisthocomus hoazin, 3447 nucleotides long. The record is from RefSeq and is a predicted model, not a curated record. NCBI's taxonomy places the organism in Eukaryota, Metazoa, Chordata, Aves, Opisthocomiformes, Opisthocomidae.
AUGGAUUAUAAGCAUUACUUUACUGUUCUUUUUGGCCAUGAAGGGCAGAAGCCACUGGAGCUCCGUUGUGAGGAUGAAGUUGAUGGAGACGAAUGGGUAAAAGCUAUUCACCAAGCUAGUUAUUCAGAUAUUCUGAUUGAAAGGGAGGUGUUAAUGCAGAAGUACAUUCAUCUCGUCCAGAUUGUAGAGACUGAAAAGAUUGCAGCCAAUCAGCUUCGACAUCAGCUUGAAGAUCAAGACACAGAAAUUGAAAGACUUAAAUCUGAGAUUGUAGCUCUCAAUAAAACAAAAGAAAGAAUGCGACCUUAUCAAGGCAACCAGGAAGAUGAGGAUCCAGAUAUUAAAAAAAUUAAAAAGGUCCAGAGCUUUAUGCGGGGCUGGUUAUGUAGAAGAAAAUGGAAAACUAUUGUCCAAGAUUAUAUUUGUUCUCCCCACGCAGAAAGCAUGAGAAAAAGGAAUCAGAUAGUUUUUAACAUGGUGGAGGCUGAAUCUGAGUAUGUGCAUCAACUUUAUGUUCUUGUGAACUGUUUUCUGCGGCCCUUAAGGAUGGCUGCAAGUUCAAAGAAGCCACCUAUCAGCCACGAUGAUGUUAGUAGCAUUUUCCUCAACAGUGAAACAAUCAUGUUUCUUCAUGAGAUAUUUCACCAAGGCUUAAAAGCAAGAAUAGCUAACUGGCCUACCUUAAUCCUAGCUGACUUAUUUGACAUUCUGCUGCCAAUGCUGAACAUAUAUCAAGAAUUUGUUCGGAAUCAUCAAUAUAGUCUACAAGUACUGGCAAACUGUAAACAAAACAGAGAUUUUGACAAACUCUUGAAGCAAUAUGAAGCCAACCCAGCAUGUGAGGGGCGAAUGCUGGAAACUUUCCUUACUUACCCCAUGUUUCAGAUUCCUAGAUAUAUUAUAACACUUCAUGAACUUCUGGCUCACACACCACAUGAACAUGUUGAGCGAAAAAGCCUUGAGUUUGCUAAAUCUAAACUAGAAGAACUUUCAAGGGUGAUGCAUGAUGAAGUGAGUGACACGGAAAACAUCCGGAAGAAUCUAGCUAUAGAAAGAACAAUAGUAGAAGGCUGUGAUAUAUUACUAGAUACCAGCCAAACUUUUAUACGCCAAGGUUCCCUUAUUCAAGUCCCUUCAGUUGAGAGGGGUAAACUUAGUAAAGUUCGUCUGGGAUCAUUAUCUUUGAAGAAAGAAGGAGAAAGGCAGUGCUUCUUAUUUACAAAACAUUUUUUAAUUUGUACGAGAAGUUCAGGAGGAAAACUGCAUCUUCUCAAGACAGGAGGUGUUCUGUCUUUAAUAGAGUGCACACUGAUCGAGGAGACAGACACGAACGAUGAUGAUUCUAAAGGUUCUGGACAGGUGUUUGGACAUCUUGAUUUCAAACUUGUAAUUGAACCUACAGAUGCUCCUCCGUUUACUGUUGUCCUUUUAGCCCCAUCAAGACAGGAGAAGGCUGCAUGGACAAGUGAUAUAAGUCAGUGCAUUGAUAAUAUAAGAUGCAAUGGUUUAAUGACCAUAGUGUUCGAAGAAAACUCUAAAGUCACAGUGCCACAUAUGAUCAAAUCUGAUGCUCGUCUUCAUAGGGAUGACAUUGAUAUCUGCUUCAGCAAAACACUGAAUUCCUGCAAAGUACCCCAAAUCCGUUAUGCAAGUGUUGAGCGCCUUUUGGAGCGGCUAACAGACUUGCGAUUUCUAAGUAUUGAUUUCCUGAAUACUUUCCUACAUACUUACCGCAUAUUUACUACUGCAGCUGUUGUACUGGAAAAACUUUCAGAUAUAUACAGACGACCCUUUACUUCCAUUCCCGUCAGGUCUUUGGAGUUAUUCUUUGCUACAAGUCAAAACAACAGAGGAGAGUACCUGGCUGAUGGGAAGUCACCACAUCUCUGUCGCAAGUUUUCCUCUCCGCCUCCAUUGUCACUCUCCAGAACUUCCUCACCUGUCAGAACCCGAAAACUGUCGUUGACCUCACCACUGAAUUCAAGGAUUGGUGCCCUUGACCUCUCUACUUCAUCUGUGGCAAGCAGUCCUACCUCGACCUACAGCCCAGCCACCUCCCCACCGCCAACGGGUAGCAAAGUACCACUGGACCUUAGCAAAGGGCCAUCCUCUCCUGAGCAAAGCCCUGGUUCCAUAGAGGACAGCUUGGAGAACCCUCGUGUUGACCUCUGUAAUAAGCUGAGGAGAAGCAUUCGAAGAGCAGCAGUUCUAGAAUCUGUGUCAGUGGACCGGACAAUUCCUGAAAGCACCUCAGCAGUGGAUACCACAGAACUUUCACCAUGCAGGUCCCCUUCGACACCACGUCAUCUCCGCUACCGUCAACCAGGAGUACAAAAUGCUGACAACAGCCACUGUUCGGUUUCUCCUGCUUCUGCUUUUGCUAUUGCUACAGCUGCAGCAGGGCACGGGAGUCCACCAGGAUUUAACAAUUCUGAACGCAUGUGCGACAAAGAGUUCAUAAUACGCAGAGCAGCCACGAAUCGCGUCCUAAAUGUCUUGCGCCACUGGGUCUCCAAGCAUUCUCAGGAUUUUGAGCUGAACAACGAGCUGAAAAUGAAUGUGUUAAAUUUGCUGGAAGAAGUUUUGAGAGACCCUGACCUUCUGCCGCAAGAAAGGAAAGCUACUGCAAAUAUACUGAGGGCUCUUUCUCAGGAUGAUCAAGAUGAUACCCAUUUAAAAAUAGAGGAUGUCAUUCAGAUGUCAGAUUGUCCAAAACCAGAGUGCUUUGAGACUUUAUCAGCCAUGGAGCUUGCAGAGCAAAUAACUCUUUUAGAUCACAUAGUUUUCCGAAGCAUACCCUAUGAAGAGUUUCUUGGGCAGGGCUGGAUGAAGGUGGAUAAAAAUGAGAGAACACCCUAUAUUAUGAAAACUAGUCAACAUUUUAAUGAUAUGAGUAACCUUGUUGCCUCCCAAAUCAUGAAUUACGCUGAUGUCAGCUCCCGGGCUAACUCAAUUGAAAAGUGGGUAGCAGUAGCUGAUAUUUGUCGAUGUAUGCACAAUUAUAAUGGUGUGUUAGAAAUCACGUCAGCCUUGAACAGAAGUGCAAUCUACAGACUUAAGAAAACUUGGGGUAAAGUAUCGAAACAGACAAAAGCUCUCAUGGACAAGCUUCAGAAGACUGUAUCAUCUGAAGGAAGAUUUAAAAACCUUAGAGAAACGCUGAAAAAUUGUAACCCACCUGCCGUUCCCUACCUUGGAAUGUACCUGACAGACCUGGCAUUUAUUGAAGAAGGAACACCAAACUUUACUGAGGAAGGCCUUGUCAAUUUUUCCAAAAUGAGAAUGAUCUCACAUAUUAUCAGGGAAAUACGCCAGUUCCAGCAGACCUCCUACCGCAUAGAGCAUCAGCAGAAGGUCACUCACUAUUUACUUGACAAGACACUCAUCAUAGAUGAUGAUACCUUGUAUGAACUUUCCCUAAAGAUUGAACCCAGACUCCCCGCCUGA